Triticum dicoccoides is the source of this 548-nucleotide messenger RNA. RefSeq lists its product as uncharacterized. The record is from RefSeq and is a predicted model, not a curated record. NCBI's taxonomy places the organism in Eukaryota, Viridiplantae, Streptophyta, Magnoliopsida, Poales, Poaceae. The coding region runs from base 3 to 548 and encodes 181 amino acids. The transcript is spliced from 3 exons.
CCAUGGUUCCAAUAACAGGAAAAAGGUUAUUUGCAGAGGAGGAAAGUUGUCAACAAGAAUCUAGUGGUAGCAAAAGGAAUCCAGUACAACUAAUGGAAGAAAAAACUUCAGGACAACUCAAAAUUCAUGGAGAAAACAUGUUUAGGCAAGAGCGCAGCACAUUGGUCAACAUAACUGAUGAUUUUUACAACACAAAUCUCUCGUUAGGAAGGCCAAGCAGUUUUCGUGGAAAAGAAAAUGCACCACCAAAGAGGAUUGUCCAACCAAGCAGGUACUGUAGCUCACCGUACGACUGCAGCGAAAGGGGCCCAAUAAUGCCACACGAGAGAAAGAUGUAUGAGAACAUAACAUUCCUGGCCAAUGUUGAAGGAUCGAAACCUACAGUUUUGAUUGACAAAACCAUUGCCACAUUUGGACAGUUGGGUAACUCGAUGAAAAUAGGUGGCCGCGUCCAGGCCUAUGUCAUAAAUGUGUACUGUAGGCACCUAUUUAAUGAAAAUCAUCCUAGGAACUCACUCAAUCACUAUUUUUCCACACUGCAUCUGUAA